AAUUCAUAAAAGCCCGGAUAUGCUGCUAUAUUUUUGUUUGUAUCGCCGCUGACUAGUGCCUAGCAACAACCACCUGCGCAAAAUUCAAAAUGGCGGGAGGAGGGCUCCAUAGUUCGGUAUUUCUUGUAAUGGUCUCUGGUCAGAUAGAGUCUGCAAGGUUUCCCGAAUUUGACGAUUUGUACUGCAAGUACAGUUUUGUUUAUGGUCAAGACUGGGUCGUUACGUCUGGUUGGGAAGAAGGAAUUUCUCAGACCACUAAAAAGAGUUUGGAUAGACGGCAGGUCUUUGUUUUCAAUUUUCCAUUGGACAUUACUUUCAAAAGUACAAGUCCUUAUGGAUGGCCUCAACUAGUGGUGAGUUGCUAUGGCUUGGAUGCUUUCGGUCAUGACGUAGUGCGAGGAUAUGGAGCUGUACAUGUUCCUAUCUCUCCAGGAAGCCACACAAGAGAGAUGCCAAUGUUUGUUCCUGAGUCAUCAUCAAAAUUUCAAAAGUUUACAAGUUGGUUCCUUGGUAGAAGACCUGAGUUUGUGGACCCAAAAGUUGUAGCACAAGGUGAAGGAAGAGAAGUGACAAGAGUAAGAUCACAAGGAAGUGUGAAAGUGACAUUCAGCGUAGUGACUCGUGAUAUGAAGAAACUUGGUUAUGACACAGAACCUGCCAGUGUUGCUAUUUCGCAUCUAGCUCCUGGGAACAGUGGAAUCACCACAAUAAGACCAGAAUCUCAGAUGCAUAGUGCAGAAAGCCAUUCAUAGUUAUCUACAAACACAUUGUAAACAUCCAAAGACCUGGGUGGGAACAAAGUGGUUACCCUAAAGUACCGGUACAUAUAAAAGGAGAUCUGGUGUAAAAGGAUGGUAGCCCCAAUAUUGUUUGCAAUGUGUUGACAUUUUUUGCUGAUUAUCUCUAAUUUCACUGGGAAAAAAGCAUUUUGAGUCUCCUGUGAUCUGGUUAGAUACUCAGAAUUGUAUUCAUACAUUUGUUUCAAGUGGGGGAGAAGUGUUGUGUGACGACCCUGAAAACAGCUGCGAAGGAGACUAGUUUUUCCUCAACUUGUUUUAAAUUACAAAAAUCGUGUUCUUUGAUGGCAGAAUGAUUUGAAGUUGUCACUUCCACUGUCAAAAUACAAGACAAAAUCUGAUAGACAAUCGAGCAAUUUCAGUUUUUAGUGGACAAAAAUCAGGUACCAGAAUAACUUUAAGUAUUUUGCAGUCCUUUUUGCAUUUUUUAUGUAAAUAUUUGCCUGAAAUAACCCUGAAAAUGAUUUCCCAGGGGAACGCAAGAAAAUAAAUUUCAAAGUUCAGAGAAAUUGUACUAACACAGGUAAAAUUUCAUAAUCA
This is a messenger RNA of Orbicella faveolata, 1337 nucleotides long. RefSeq names its product B9 domain-containing protein 1-like. Lineage: Eukaryota; Metazoa; Cnidaria; Anthozoa; Scleractinia; Merulinidae. The record is from RefSeq and is a predicted model, not a curated record. Gene Ontology annotation, biological process: cilium assembly. Gene Ontology annotation, cellular component: MKS complex.